CACAAAAUUUUAUGUGGUUUAAAACCUUAACUUUUGUCCGAUCAUUUAGUGGGACUAGCCGAAUUAAACAGUAACACCAUCUUCACGUGGCGCACAUAUAUGAAAAGAGUAUAUCUUACGCGAUAAGUGAUAAGCGUAGGAUAAAACGUUGCAAACUAGUCCUUAUACUAAUAUUUUUAUUUUUAUGCAUAUAACUCUUCAAGUACGAAAAUUGCAAAAUCAACUCCUAAUCUGAUUAUUUGUUUUUUGCAGUAAAAGCUCAUCAUCUGAUUAAAACUUUGCAGUACAACCCUCAUGCGAAUAAUUUCGAAAUACAUACCAAUUGUGGUGUAUAUCCAUUUAUGUUUGUUAAGUUCAGAAGUGUGUUUAACGUUCUCUUGAUAGUAGAAGGGCUGUUUUUAGAAAACGUAGGUUAGUCAAGGGUUUGAUUUGCAAAUGUUAGAAAGAAAAGGCUGACUUUAAAACGGCGUCGUCGUCAUCACUCGGGGCUUAAUCAGUAGGUUGUUGUUGUUGUCUCUAGGCGUUUUAUAAUCGCCGCCGGUAGAUUUGAUUCGAGAGACGUUCUUUGAUCUCUCUUCUCGUUGAUUGAAAUCCUAAUCGGAGAUUUCUGUAUUGGGUUUUUUUGGUUGAGAAGAAAUCUUCUGAGAUCGUAAUCGUAGUGGAGUGAUUGCGAUUAGAUGGCAUCAGAGGAUGUGAAGAGGAGCGAAUCGGCAGCUGUUUCGACGAUCGUGAACCUGGCGGAGGAAGCGAGGGAAGGAGUCAAAGCUCCGGGCUAUGCUGUCCUCAGCAUCUGCAAGUCUCUCUUCGCCGGUGGCGUCGCUGGUGGAGUGUCACGAACUGCAGUUGCACCUCUGGAAAGGAUGAAGAUAUUGCUUCAGGUCCAAAACCCACAUAACAUAAAGUAUAGUGGGACGGUCCAAGGGUUGAAGUAUAUUUGGAGAACCGAGGGACUUCGUGGUCUGUUCAAAGGAAACGGCACCAACUGUGCUCGUAUUGUUCCUAACUCGGCUGUGAAAUUUUUCAGCUAUGAGCAGGCUUCCAAGGGUAUACUGUACUUGUACCGUCAGCAGCCAGGAAAUGAAAAUGCACAACUGACUCCUGUUUUACGGCUUGGAGCUGGUGCAACUGCUGGAAUAAUAGCCAUGUCUGCAACAUACCCGAUGGAUAUGGUUCGUGGAAGGCUAACUGUCCAGACGGCAAACUCUCCUUAUCAAUAUAGAGGAAUUGCCCAUGCUUUGUCAACUGUCCUGCGAGAGGAAGGUCCACGGGCCUUGUACCGUGGUUGGCUUCCAUCAGUGAUUGGAGUUGUUCCAUAUGUGGGAUUGAACUUUGCUGUCUAUGAGUCUCUAAAGGACUGGCUAGUCAAAGACAAUCCUUUCGGACUAGUGGAGAACAACGAGCUGACCAUUAUAACGAGACUCUCAUGUGGUGCUAUAGCUGGAACGGUUGGCCAAACAAUUGCUUAUCCACUCGAUGUGAUUCGUAGGAGAAUGCAAAUGGUGGGGUGGAAAGAUGCUUCCUCUGUCGUUACAGGCGAGGGGAGAAGCAAGCUUGAAUACAACGGUAUGGUUGAUGCAUUUAGGAAGACAGUUCGUCAUGAAGGCUUUGGAGCAUUGUACAAGGGUUUGGUCCCCAACUCAGUGAAGGUUGUACCAUCGAUUGCGAUUGCGUUUGUGACAUAUGAGAUGGUGAAAGACGUUUUAGGAGUGGAGUUUAAGAUAUCAGACUGAGUCCAUUUGAUGAUGAUGUAUUCAAGAAGAGAGAGGGAGCAGCACACUUCUAUUUUUGUAGCCAGAGGAGAGACAGAAGAGAAGUUUUAGGGGCUUUUUAUUUCAGUCUCCUUUCAGCAUCCUUGGAAGGGAUAAAAGGCUAUAGGUCAUUCAUUAGCCAAACCUUUUGUUUUCUUUUUCGUUCUUUCUAUUUAUAGAUUGAGUUUUCUUCUGAAUUAUAAUAAGUCAAGAGGCCAACCUUUAUCAAAAACAUUCAAACCUGUUUGCUGCUGGAGCUUGUGUUUGCAGGUUUUGGUUGGGUCUUGUGGCAAAGUUAUCAUCAUUGUUAUGACUCUCUUAUUGGUUACUCGUGUAUUAGUUGAAUAAUUCUGCAUCUCUC
This is a messenger RNA of Brassica napus (rape), 2109 nucleotides long. RefSeq names its product mitochondrial adenine nucleotide transporter ADNT1. The coding region runs from base 678 to 1730 and encodes 350 amino acids. The record is from RefSeq and is a predicted model, not a curated record. The transcript has 8 exons. Lineage: Eukaryota; Viridiplantae; Streptophyta; Magnoliopsida; Brassicales; Brassicaceae. Gene Ontology annotation, biological process: transmembrane transport.